GAUAUUACUAUUCUAUAGCGUAGAAUUGAUUGAGGUUGAAGGCUUCAAGCGAUAUACGUACUAUCAAUCUUUGAAAUGCGCGUGACUUGCUAUUAAUCUUUGAAAGAUAAAGGUGCGACUCGAUCGGCGAUGAUGCGAGUGCAGCUCUGAGAGGCAGACAUGGAGACCCUGAGCUCUGUCACUAAUAUCGUCGUGGGGAAGCUCUUCGCGCUACUGGAGAAGAAGUACGAGCAGUGGAGGGGCCUGGAGGACAGCAUCGGUUUCAUCAAGCGGGAGCUCCGCGUGAUCCAUGGCUUCCUGCACGACCAGCUCCCGCGGGAUCGGAAUGGGGAGGAUCCGCCGAUCAGCGCCGUGCAGGCCACAUGCAUCGACGAGCUCCGGGAUCUGGCGCACGACAUCGAGGACUGCCUCGACCGCUUCCUGCCCUGCGCCGCGUGCGAGCGCGAUUCGUCGUUCCUCCGCCGCCUCGCGGCGGACUCUCGGUUCGCCGGCGAGGUCGAGAGGCUCAAGUCGCGGCUGGAGGAGGCGCACGAGCGGAGGGCUAACUACGGCGUCAACGGCGUCGCCGGCUCCGCCGCCGCAGCUGGCGGAUCAAGCUCAGGCUCAGCAAAUACGACGGAUUACAUGGCCCAGAGCUGUGGCCUUGUGGGCAUCAACGUGCCCAGGCAAGAGCUUCUUGACCUGCUCCUGCUCGAGGACGUGGAGGGCCGGCCGGAGCGGAUGCGCGUGAUCUCCAUCGUGGGAUUCGGAGGCUCGGGGAAGACGACGCUCGCGAGGGCAGUGUACGACUGCCCCGACAUCGCCGGCCAGUUCGACGGCCGCGCCUGGGUCGUGGCGUCCAAGCACAGAGAUGAUACCAUGGGGCUCCUGUCGGCGUUACUCGGCCAAAUUCGUCAGGAAGAUGACCAAAGAUUCAAUCAAAUUCCUCAGGAUGAUGAGCAAAGAUUCCAGCUACAGUCCCAAGUCCAAGCUGAUAUCAGGCAACACCUGAAUGCUAAGAGGUACCUUCUCGUGUUUGAUGAUAUUGAGGAGAAGCAGUGGAACUGUAUAAAAUCAACCUUCCCUACAGAAACAAGAAGCAGAGUACUAGUGACAACGACUAUUAAACCAGUUGCAAAUGCCUGCAGCCAUGGUACCGGUUCUGUGUACAAUAUGAGAACUCUGAAUGUGAACCAUUCCAAGGAUUUGCUGCAAUCUGUCCUAAAGGAAUACUCUCCUGAGUUGGAGUUGGACUUGCCAUCGAUUCUGGAGAAAUGCGACGGCCUCCCGCUUGCUCUGGUUAGUGUGGGAAACUUUCUAUGGCGAGAAAGGAUCACUGAAUGUUACCGAAAUCAAGUCUGCUGCAACCUAGGUCAUCACAUUGAGAAGGAGCACGCCUUUGCAGAACUGCGACAAGUUCUUGCGAACAACUACAACACUCUGCCUGGCCAUCCCCUCAAGACCUGCUUACUGUACACGACUGUGUUCCCCAAUGGCUGUUCCAUCAGAAGGAGCAGUCUGAUCAGGCGAUGGUUAGCUGAAGGCUAUGUACAAUGCCAAUAUCCUCGCAGUUCACUGGAGGUUGCAGAUGCAAACUUGGAGGAGCUAAUGGACCGAAAUAUCAUCAGGUCGAUGGAUGUUACCAACAAUGGAAGGGCGAAGAACUGCAGGGCUCACGGUAUCAUGCACGAAUUCAUGCUGCACAAGUCCAGGUGUGAUAAUUUCAUUGCAUCCCUCCAUGACCCAGAUCGAAGCAAAUGCCGCCACCUCUUCUUAACCCAGAGCCUUACAAGUGGAAAUCAAUCAUACAUGGAUUGUGGAACUAAUCCAAAGGGUAAGCAACCUCGUGCCAGGUCUCUGACGAUCUUUGGAAAUGCAGGGGAAUUUGCUUUAGAUUAUGCCAAGUGUGAGCUGUUGAGGGUCUUGGAUCUAGAAGAAUGUGAUGAUCUCAAGGACGAUCAUGUCAAGUACAUAUACAAGCUGUUGCAUCUAAAAUACCUUGGCCUUGGGAGCACCAUUACAUAUAUUCCGAGAAAAAUCAAUAAAGGGCUGCAUUGCUUACAGACACUCGACCUGAGGAAGACAAGGAUAAACACAUUGCCUGUGGAAAUCAUUAUAAUGCCACAUCUAGCUCACCUGUUUGGAAAGAUUAAGAUUAGGGAAGCAAGGGGCCUUUGGGUCCUUGAAACGAAUAAAAUAGAGAAGAUAUUAUCAGAUAAAAGUAAAUUGCAAACUCUAGCAGGUUUUGUUGUAGACAAGAACUCUUUGUUUCCUCGCCUGAUGGUUCAUAUGAAUAAACUAAGAAAGGUCAAGAUAUGGUGCGAGCCCGCAGCUGAACGUAAUAGCAGUAUCAGCUUAAUUUCAGCGGCUAUUCAGAAGUUUACUCAGGCUGGCAUGGACACUACUGGUGCUCAUUCUCUGUCACUUCGAUCCAGAAAAUUUCCUAACCGUCUACUGUGUUGUCUGGAGAAGUCGUAUGGUUAUCUCAGCUCCUUGAAACUGCAGGGCGAGUUGAGCCGGUUUCCACAGUUCAUCACAUCACUGUGUGGUCUCACAGAGCUGUGCCUUUCAUCAACAAAUCUGAAUAAGGAGGAUCUAUCAAACGUUUGCACAUUGCACCACUUGCUUUAUCUGAAACUGGUUGAAUCUGACCUUCAGGGCUUUAUCAUAAAAAAUGGUGACUUCCCACGUAUGCGACACUUAUGCCUUGUGGUGCAAAAUCCCAAUCUCCCUACAGUUGAAAAAGGAGCUUUGCCACAUCUCCUGUCACUCCAAUUGCUCUGCAAGGAUCUAGUUGGUCUUUCUGAAAUCAAGAUUGAGUACCAUGAUUACCUUGAGGAAGUUGCUCUUGAUUCUAUGGUCAAUAUAGAAACAAUAGAAAUUUGGGAAAAUGAAGCUAAGAAGCACCCAAAUAGACCCAAGGUUCUGUUCCGCAAGAGGGUUGAUCCAACCGAUGCUCAGUCCACAGCGAAGUAUGCUGCAACAGAAAGACCAGUACCUGAGACAGGAUGCCCUGCGGUGAUAAAAAAACGGAAAUUCCAUGCUAUCCAAUCAUAUUAUAACGAGUCUGUUGAAACAAAAAAGAGUUUAAGAUGCUGCUCUGGCGUUUAACUGAGGUGCCAAAUGCUGGCAAUGGUUUGUAGAUUCUUCUUUAGGUGGAAGGUGGCAGAUCAGAUCCAGUGGCGGUGGAGCCUCACCCUCAUCUCCUCAGGGCCCAGGCUACGGUCGCCGCUCGCCGCUCGCCGGUGCAGGCGGGGACGGCGCCGUUGGCCGAUCGCAGGUGAAGAGAAGGUUACCGCGACGACGUGGGGGGAUGCCACACCCGAUCUGGGGCUUGCCUUGCGGCUGUGGCCUGCGACUGGGAGAGGGCCUGCCGUUGCGCAUCGUGGCGGCGCACGGGAAUAUCAGCGUGGUGUGCGGCCGGCGGGCGGCGGCGAUGGGAGAGGCGCAGGCCUUGGUCUGGUGCAGCCAGCCUAGAUAUUUUCCCAAAUUUCUGAACUAAAACAAAUUGACUGAAAUACUCCCAAUGUUUUGCUAUUACUCCUAGAAUAUUGGACUGUCUAUACAUACGUUGACAGAAAAUCCCACAUUCUAUCUUUCUAA
Molecule: messenger RNA, 3582 nt
Organism: Oryza sativa Japonica Group (Japanese rice)
Lineage: Eukaryota; Viridiplantae; Streptophyta; Magnoliopsida; Poales; Poaceae
Product: disease resistance protein RGA4-like
Biological process (GO): defense response to other organism
Molecular function (GO): ADP binding
Source: RefSeq, a predicted model, not a curated record